AUGGCCGCCGUCCUGUCUCUCGGCCCAGGGCCAAAGGAUCUUGCACGACAGAUUCUAGAGCAUCAAGCCCCCAAAUACAGCUUCUCCUUCUCGCCAUUCCUGCUGGAGAACUAUCGCCAUGGCAUCACGCCAGACCGCCCUACGUGCAAGGCCUACCUUCAAGGCCACUGCCCUCUGGGGCCCAAAUGCCCUGACAGACACACAUCUGCGAACAAUAACUCAAAUUUCAACAAUCUAGUAUGCAAGCAUUGGCUGCGGGGUCUGUGCAAGAAGGGGGAGAGCUGCGAGUUCUUGCACGAAUACAACCUGAGAAAAAUGCCCGAGUGUAAUUUCUUUGCCAAGAAUGGAUACUGCUCGAAUGGAGAUGAAUGUUUAUAUCUGCAUCUCGACCCAUCCUCGAAGCUCCCACCCUGCCCCCACUACGAGAAAGGAUUUUGCCCCCUCGGACCAAUAUGCUCACAACGUCAUGUUCGCAAGAACCUCUGUGUAUUCUACCUAGCUGGAUUCUGUCCAGAUGGAAAGACAUGCAAGAACGCUCAUCCUCGCUGGCCGACCGACCUUCCCAAACCCACAGUAAAGGUUGAGAAAGACCCAGAAGAGCUAGCAGAAGAACAGCGCUUACUGAUGGAACGAGCUGAGAGAGAGCAAGCAGCUGAACGAGAACGCUACAAUGAUGGAGAAGGCGGAGGACGAGGUCGAGGAAGAUGGCACCAUGGUGGAGGAGGUCCGAACUGGGGUGGCGGACGAGGCAGAGGAGGCCAGCAAGGAAGAAGAGGACGAGGCUAUCACGGAUAA
Molecule: messenger RNA, 795 nt
Organism: Cadophora gregata
Lineage: Eukaryota; Fungi; Ascomycota; Leotiomycetes; Helotiales; Ploettnerulaceae
Gene: YTH1
Product: RNA-binding component of cleavage and polyadenylation factor
Exons: 2
Coding region: 1-795 (264 amino acids)
Molecular function (GO): metal ion binding; RNA binding
Source: RefSeq, a predicted model, not a curated record